This is a messenger RNA of Oncorhynchus tshawytscha (Chinook salmon), 3807 nucleotides long. Its product is annotated as immunoglobulin superfamily containing leucine-rich repeat protein 2. Lineage: Eukaryota; Metazoa; Chordata; Actinopteri; Salmoniformes; Salmonidae. The record is from RefSeq and is a predicted model, not a curated record. Gene Ontology annotation, molecular function: protein binding.
CUGCAAAGUCAAAAUGGGCUAUAUUGUAAAACAUUGGAUUAAUUUAAGGUUAUAGUUAGGCAUUCGGGUUAGCAGUGUGGUUAAGGUUAGGGUUACGUUUAAAAUGUGAUUUUAUGACUUUGUGUCUGUGCCAGCUAGUGACCACUUUGCAGAGCUGCUUCCAGAACAACAUUCAUGACAAUAAACGCUAACCUGCGUGAAAAUAUGGGCACCUGCUUGUUGGCCUGCUUCGCUUCCUGCGCCACUUUGUUCCUUUGGUUUGUAUGUUUGUUUGAGUUUUUUAGUUGCAUGGUUUUUAAGUUAAAAGUAAAGAAGCAAUUGGUAUACAGACAUAAAGCGUUUUAACUGAAUUGUGAAGAGGAAUUGACAAUGUGUUAACUUGAUGACUGAAACGGUAACGAUUGAAAACCAAAAGAAACUGUCCUUUUUGUUGUCUGCCUUUGCGUCACUCUGCCUGCUCAAUCCAGGCCCUAGAACCGGGCACUUAUCCAUCUUGUCACAUCUCGGCCUAUAUACCAUUAUUAACAGUCCAUCAAUAAUUGGAUGGAUGGGUCUCCUACACUGUUGUCAUGGAAGACAACAGAAGCCAUGGAAAAGGGAGGGCGCAUCACUUUAAUUUUUGCAACGUCUACUUUCCAGAGGCGGGAGUGUGCUGUGACUCUCUGCAAAAUCCAAUCGCAACGCACAGACAUAUCAGCAUCCGACCACGGAAGGACCCACAUAUGUGUCAGCAAUCAUGAAGAGAACAUGUCUCGUUCCUACCUGUUCUUCCUCUCCUUAUGGAGCUCUGUUAUUGUGGUCGGACGCGGUUGUCCUGAACUAUGCAACUGCUCCGACAAAUACGGACGCCACUUCGCUGAAUGCUCCUACAAAGACUUGGUUGACAUCCCUGAAAGGUUGCCCCCCAACGUGACCACUCUGAGUCUCACUGCCAACAAAAUAUCUCUGGUGGAGUCGGGCAGCUUCGACAAUGUGACCCAAGUCACUUCCUUGUGGAUGGCCCAUAACGAGAUAGUCACCAUCGAACCGGGCACCCUGGCUCCCCUGGUCCAGCUGAGGAACUUUGACGUCAGUCACAACAAGAUGGUGCAUUUCCCUUGGGAGGAUCUCUGUCACCUCACAGCCCUGCAGCUGCUGAAGAUGGACCACAAUGAGAUGGUCAGUCUGCCUAAAGACUCCUUCUCUAACCUCAAGGACCUGAGGUCUCUCCGCCUCAACAACAACCGGUUCACCACUAUAACGCAGGGGACUUUCGACAACCUGAUCUCCCUGUCUCAUCUACAGCUCUAUAACAACCCAUUCACAUGCCACUGCAGGAUGGACUGGCUGAGGGACUGGAUUCUAAACGCCACCAUAUCGGUUCCAGAACAGAACUUGAUUGUCUGUGAAACUCCAGAGCAGUUGAGAGGAGCGGUGAUCGUGAAACUGUCUGAGUCAAAGUGCAUGGCCCCUAAUGUCAGCAUAACGGCUGAGCCUAACGUUGAGAAUACGACACUCUUUGAAGGCACAGUGUUGAUCCUGAACUGUGAGAUCAAAGGGAACCCAAAGCCAGAGGUUAUCUGGAAAAUCCACACAAACCGUCAAAGUGUAGAGUACCCUCUGUCCACCAAAGAUAAAGAAUCAGCAGAAUCCAAUGAAUCUAACGAGGAUUCUAGAACGACAGACAAUCCAUUCGAAAUGUUCCAUAACGGCACUCUAGUCAUACCGCGCCUUAGUAAAAAGGACAAUGGCAACUACAGCUGUACCGCCACCAAUGAGUUUGGUAAAGAUGAUGAUUCACUAUCAAUAGUAGUGGUAGUACCAAAACCACCACCACCUCAACCUGUUGGAAAAAAAAUCCCCUCAGUACUUCAACCUGGGAUCAAAACCUCCAUUAAUAACCAUUUUAAAUCAUUGAAUAUUCCCCAUUUGGAGGGAAAGUACAAUAUCUUCCCAACCCUUCCUCCCAUUGAAGUUGACACUGAGCGUACGGCGCAAGUGCCCAAAUAUCCAUCCCGUGCAACUAGCAAAUGUACCUUGACCAGUGAGACACAGUACAUCUCCAACCAGGCCUUCAAUUUAAGCCUGGAAGAUGUCAGGCAGUAUACCUUUGACUUUGGAGUCAUAGCCUUAGGGGUGUCAGAGACCGAGGCUAAAGUUAGACUCAAUCCUCUCCUCCUUCCUAAAGACGACACAGACAACCAUCUCAGCGCCUCAGAAGGGUUCCAUUCCAUCCACAACCAAUCAGAGGUAACCAGGAGAGCCCGGGCGGACUCAGGGCUGUAUCUGUGUGUCACCUCAGACCACAGACACUCAGCCAUCCAGUGGUCCAGGAUGGAAGAUGGCAUCAACACCUAUCUGUUCCAGGACCUACGCCCCGGCGCCAACUACUCCCUCUGUCUCACCUACAGAGGAGAGGACUGCGAGGUACAGGUCCUCUUCACCACCAGGAAGAGAGUUCCUAACCUGUUAAUCAUUAUAGUCGUCAGUAUCUGUCUCCUCACCGUCUCCACCGUGCCCCUGCUGGGGGCCACCUGCUUCCACCUGGUCUACAAAUAUAGGAACAAGACUUACAAGCUCAUCAUGAAGGCUAAAGACCACCAGCAUCACAUGGAGAGGAACCUAGUGGUCAACUUCAACCUGAGGAACUCGUACGCCGAGUCACAGACGCAGAUCACAGCCAGCGAGACUGGGGAGGGAGAGGACGGGGAGUCGGAGAGUGGGGGAGAGGAGGAGGACGUGGAGGGGAGUGGGGUGACCGAGUCGUUCACUCUGUCUCAGUACAGAGGGAAUCUGGAUGAGUGUGAGAUGGGGUCAGAGUUCAGCGAUAGGUUACCACUCGGGGCAGAAGCUGUUAAUAUCUCUGGGCAGUACAAAGAGCCACACCACUGAUCCUGUUGUUGUUGUUAGUAUUUGAUAGAUCGUCUUGACUAGACAGGUUCUAGUCAUCUUCAGUCAGGAUCACAUGUAAUGUAAGUCUCACAGUAACUGUUUAUCGAUCCAUGAGAGAAGAACCUGUGACCUGUCAUUUUUCAAAAUGGCUGCCGUAUCAAUGACCUGGAUACAGUGUAGAAAAAGUCAUAGGUGCUUCCGCUGUUGAAAGGAAAAGUAAAGAAGGUAGUUUAUGUACGCUGUGAAGAUUAUGUAAAAGAGAAAAAAAACGUCCCUGUAGUAAAAUAUUUAAGCCUAUUCUAAAAAUAGACCCCUCCGGUGUGCUCUUAACAGAGGCGUUUCCUGAGACUUGUGACAGUUAUUCGGUGUAGUCUGUCACAGGCAAGAAGGCAAAAAGCUUUGGGACUGUAUCUAAAAUGUCUCUUCUUUAAAGUAACAGAUGCACUUAUGAAUGUCUAUGUUAAUCUAUUGUAGGCUAUCAAUGCUAUUUUCUAUCUAGAGUGAAUGUCUAUGUUAAUCUAUUGUAGGCUAUCAAUGCUAUUUUCUAUCUAGAGUGAACGUCUAUGUUAAUCUAUUGUAGGCUAUCAAUGCUAUUUUCUAUCUAGAGUGAAUGUCUAUGUUAAUCUAUUGUAGGCUAUCAAUGCUAUUUUCUAUCUAGAGUGAAUGUCUAUGUUAAUCUAUUGUAGGCUAUCAAUGCUAUUUUCUAUCUAGAGUGAAUGUCUAUGUUAAUCUAUUGUAGGCUAUCAAUGCUAUUUUCUAUCUAGAGUGAAUGUCCGCUUCACUGUUGCCAACAAACCCUUAUUAAGCUGUGUGUCACAAGCUAUUGUUGUACGUCAUUUUACAGUGACCUUUAACCCGGUAUUGUGUCAAUAAUAUACAGUACCAGACAAAAGUUUGGACACAAAAACUCUUGAAAGAGUAGGUCUUUAUUUUUAU